Equus quagga is the source of this 3923-nucleotide messenger RNA. RefSeq names its product ATP-sensitive inward rectifier potassium channel 15. Gene Ontology annotation, molecular function: inward rectifier potassium channel activity. Gene Ontology annotation, cellular component: plasma membrane. Bases 2286 to 3413 code for a protein of 375 amino acids. The transcript has 3 exons. The record is from RefSeq and is a predicted model, not a curated record. Gene Ontology annotation, biological process: potassium ion import across plasma membrane; regulation of monoatomic ion transmembrane transport. Lineage: Eukaryota; Metazoa; Chordata; Mammalia; Perissodactyla; Equidae.
GUAAAUCUUUUCUAAUAUAAAUUUUAUAAUAUAUAAUGUUUACAUGUUCUAUAACAAUAUUUAUAUAAUAUAACAUGUAUAUAAUAAAUAUAAACUGUGUGUUAUAGUUUGAUUAAGUUCGCCAUAUAUUGCUGCUUUAAAACAUUAAUAGUUAGCCUUGGGCCACAGGGUAGGUGGCAUUCAUCUAUAAGGAUGGCGGAGAUUGGCCAUUUCUAAAAAUUAGUAAAGAGACGUUCUCAAUGCCUGGGCACGCAGUAGUGUCACUUUAGAAUUCGGAAGGGAAAGUGAGGGGAUAAGGAUGUUCAUAAAGGGGGACGAGCUGGCGAUAUCAUUCAGCUUGUGUACCCUGGUGCAGUGGUUCUCAGUGUGCGUUCCUGGAGUGUCGGCAUCCCCCGGGAACUUGUCAGACAUGCAGAUUCUUGGGCUCUGCCUCACACCUACUGAAUCAGAAACCCGAGUCAUCCAGGUGGUCCUGAUGCAGCUAAAGCUUGAGCACUUUUUUCAGGGUGGUAGCAUGGGCACAGGAGCUUCACAGGGACACUACCACCACAUGCCAGCUGAUGGGAACUUGGGGGAGUCAUUUGACCUUUCUGUGCCUCAGUUUCCUCCUCAUGGGAUAAUGAUGGCACUUGCCUCGCAGGGUUGGCAUGAGGUUAAGUUCACACAUCGAAAGUACUCAGAAGAAUGGCUGGUACAUAGCGAUGUAGUGUUAUCUAUUUAUGACAUUGAUUAUGGUUAUUAUUGAUCUGAAGCUUUAUUAUUACUGUUAAAUAUCUGAAUCUUUAUUUUACAUUUGCCAUUGUUAUUAUUUAUCUGCAUCUUGCCCACUUUGGACCACUUCUGGCUCUAUUCUGACUCUGCUCUUGCUUAUUAUUUGCAUAUGUAUUUCUUCUAAUUGGUCAGUGGCUUUCUGGCCAUUUACAGGUUGAUUUCUCUCUGACAGGACAGCGUGUUCCAGCUCACUGUGGUUGAUUUCUUUGAUCAUCCAUUCUUAUAAGAUCCCCUUUCUUUGAUAGAGUUUUUUUCUUCCCUGAGGAUGGGGAUGGGAAUUCCCCUUCCGUUUUUUUCCAUUCUCACUGCUUCGUCCUCAAUGCUGGAAGUGUAGUUCUUCAUAUAGCUAAGUAUCUUUUCCAAUGUGCCUACCGUUGACUUCUGUUUCAAAAAUGUGUUUGUUUCCUUUUCUUUAUCUCCAUAAAGCAAAUGCUACGCAGCAUAAGCAGUAAAUGACUUCACACCAUGUAUAUACAUUAUUGGUUUGAAGAACGAGAGAGUAACAUUGACCUCCCCAUUCAACAGUUUCAAGGUCUCAACUUCAAUAAAGAUAUCUCCAUUCUAAGAAUUACAGUUCCACCCCACAUGUUGGAACAAGAUAAUGAAAACUGGAGAGAUAAAUACAAUUUCUAGAGACUGAGGAAAACUACUAAUGGUUUGUAUGGAAUAUCGCUUAUUUGAGGAUUUAGAAGAAGGAACAUUAGAGGAGAAUAUAUUUUAUCAUUCUUUCCACCCUUAACUUUUGGGAAACCCUUAUUGUCCCUUAACAUUUUAGAAGUUAAACCAGGUAAAUUGCAGAAUCGCCAAGGAAAAAAAAACUAAAGUAGUCACAUCAAAUUAUGAGAGUGUGUCAACAGUGAAGUACAUUUGAUGAACGAAGUCUGCUGAGAAAUAAAAUAGUAUAAAUUAAGAGCAUAUAAUGAAGUGCAAAUGAUAAAGCAUACUUGUAAAUUGAUGGGUGCAAAGAAGGAGAUGCUGGAUCUUGACAUAGAGAAGGGGACAAAGUCGUUUGCCAAACAUACUGUGAACACUGGGAGAAUCCCGUGUACAAGAGGUUAUACAGGUUAAUAAUUGGGACUAUUUAAAGGAUAAAUGAGUAAUUAUUUACAAUAAUGGGUGGAUCAGAAAAGAAGUGUGAAGUGAAUGUGUGCCUCUGCGUGUGAGGCAGGUACAAACGUGGGGAGAUAGAUAUUUGGCUUAGGAAGACGCACAUGAGAAAAGUAGGAUGCAAAAGAACCUCUUGAAUUUAGAGCAGAUUACAUUAAACUUUGCAGGUUUGAGAGGGAUUCACGGGGUACUGACAAGAACUCUGGUCUAACUUCCAACGACUUUGGACCUCAUUUUUUCUGCCAUGAAGCAUCCCUGUGGUGAAGACAAGUCACCAACCUCCCAGGCAGUAGCAGAAUCCCAUGGUAGCCAGGUGGGUGAAGGGGAGCGAGGACGUCCCACCUGCCUUGAAGAAGACGCCUUCUGACCUGCUGAGUGAGUGACCAGGUGGUCCCAAGAGCCUGACGAUGGACGCCAUGCACAUCAACAUGUCCAGUGCUCCUCUGGUGAAGCACACUGCUGGAGCUGGACUCAAGACCAACAGGCCCCGAGUCAUGUCCAAGAGUGGACACAGCAACGUGAGAAUCGACAAGGUGGAUGGCAUCUACUUACUCUACCUUCAAGACUUGUGGACGACCGUGAUCGACAUGAAGUGGAGGUACAAGCUCACCCUCUUUGCAGCCACCUUUGUGAUGACCUGGUUCCUGUUUGGAGUAAUCUAUUAUGCCAUUGCAUUUAUUCACGGGGACUUAGAACCCAGUGAGCGUAUUUCAAAUCACACCCCCUGCAUCAUGAAAGUGGACUCUCUCACAGGCGCAUUUCUCUUUUCCCUGGAAUCCCAGACAACCAUUGGCUAUGGAGUUCGCUCCAUCACGGAGGAAUGUCCUCAUGCCAUUUUCCUGUUGGUCGCUCAGUUGGUCAUCACGACCUUGAUUGAGAUCUUCAUCACGGGCACCUUCCUGGCAAAAAUCGCCAGACCCAAAAAGCGGGCAGAGACCAUCAAGUUCAGCCACUGUGCUGUCAUCACCAAGCAGAACGGGAAGCUGUGCUUGGUGAUCCAGGUGGCCAACAUGAGGAAGAGUCUCCUGAUUCAGUGCCAGCUCUCCGGGAAGCUCCUCCAGACCCACGUCACCAAGGAGGGGGAGCGGAUCCUCCUGAACCAAGCCACCGUCAAAUUCCACGUGGACUCUUCUUCGGAGAGCCCCUUCCUCAUUUUGCCCAUGACCUUCUACCACGUGCUGGACGAGACGAGCCCCCUGAGAGAUCUCACACCGCAGAACCUGAAGGAGAAGGAGUUCGAACUGGUGGUCCUCCUGAACGCCACUGUGGAAUCCACCAGCGCCGUCUGCCAGAGCCGCACAUCAUACAUCCCAGAAGAGAUCUACUGGGGUUUUGAGUUUGUGCCUGUGGUUUCUCUCUCCAAAACCGGAAAGUAUGUGGCUGACUUCAGUCAGUUCGAACAGAUCCGGAAGAGCCCGGACUGCACCUUUUAUUGCGCAGAUGCUGAGAAGCAGAAACUUGAGGAGAAGUACAGGCAGGAGGACCAGAGGGAAAGAGAACUGAGGACCCUUUUGUUACAGCAGAGCAACGUCUGACGGCAGUGGUGUCACUGCUGUUUAACUCUGAGAGCUGUUUCCACAUCUGAGCUCACUCCAAAAGCAAAGGUCGCUGUGAAAGCAAAACUGUGUGGACGCACUCUCAAAAAACCUCACAGGCUACAAACUUGAUCUUUUCCUUUGAUCUGGUGGCUAAACAAGCAUUUCCAUGUUUGAGAGGCUUCCUUUUAAAUGCUUUGUCUGAAGCAAACUCUCAAAAUUCAGAUUUUCUAAAGUGGGGCUACAUUUCAAAGAACUUGGUGUAGAGCAAUUGAAAAAAUGUCCUGCUGGAUGGACAGACAUUUAAUGAUGCUGACAUUGAAAGGAACGGCAUUUCUAUACAAGGAUAGCAGGUGUUUGUUCAAUUCAAGUAUCAAAGAUAAUAUGGUCAAGAGUUAAAAUGUGGUUCAGUAUUCAUUAAUAUCAUCGCUCUAAAACACACUCCUUUUCUUGUCAAAGAAAAUGUUAUGUAUAAUGGUAGCUAUCCGGUAACACUUAAGAAGGGGCAGG